AGGAGGAGCUACACGUUUAUAUUCGCUCACACACUACCUGCUAUGGUCAAAGCAUUGCAGACUAUUAACUGGUCUAAGUACAUUCCUCAAUUUUGUCCGUUCUUUAGCCUUAAAUAUGGGCGACAACGACAAAGGCCGGGAGUCCCGCUCCGCUUCCAGGAGCGCGAGUCCCCGUGGCUCUAGGAAGUCGAUAAGCCGCUCCCCAGCUCAUUCCAAAGAUGGAUCCCAUCGCUCCCGCUCCAAGUCCUGGUCUGGCUCCAGGUCUAGAUCAGGCUCCCAUUCUCACCAUGGCUCUCGCAGACACUAUAGCCAUUCCCGGUCCCGCUCCAGGUCCUACCGGCGUAGAUCUCACAGCAGGUCCUACAGUGGAGAGCGCCGGCGCAGAAGCACCAGUCAUUCACCCAUGUCCAAUAGGCGCAGGCAUAUUGGUAAUCGGGCUAAUCCAGAUCCAAAUGCUUGCCUGGGAGUGUUCGGCUUGAGCUUGUACACCACAGAGAGGGACCUGAAGGACGUCUUCUCCAAGUAUGGGCCUCUGGCAGAUGUUUGCAUCGUGUAUGACCAGCAGUCAAGGCGCUCCAGGGGCUUUGCUUUUGUUUACUUUGAAAACACAGAUGAUGCUAAAGAGGCAAAGGACAGAGCUAAUGGUAUGGAACUGGACGGCCGUAGAAUCCGGGUGGAUUUCUCAAUCACAAAAAGACCUCACACCCCCACACCAGGAAUCUACAUGGGCCGGCCCACAUAUGGCGGAGGUGGUCCUGGUGGACCCAGACGCUAUUCACGUGACUAUGAUCGUGGAUACGACCGCGGAUAUGACAGAGGCUAUGAUCGCUAUGACGACAGGGAUUACUACAGAUCAUACAGACGAAGAUCUCCAUCACCAUACUACAGAGGAGCGUACAGAUCUCGGUCAAGAUCCCGGUCUUAUUCUCCCCGUCGAUAUUGAGCUGUUGAGGCAGACAUUAAUCCCUUCUUUCCAUGGACAGAUGAGAGUUUUCUCCUAAAGAUUUGAAUUUCUUGUAGAUAUCCUACUCUACAUGGGGACAAAUGGGUUUCUUUGAUAUGAAGUUUUUUUGAGGAAGUUAUGUAUUAAGUGCUAGAACACCAGCAGUGUAAGCUUUUUAAUGUAGGUAUGUGAAAAAGGAGAGCAGAAAACCUUUUCCCCCAUUACUGCCCCUGGAGCUGUUAUCUUUCUGCAAAAUGUGAAACUUGGGAGUUGUUCAUCUGCCUAUUUCUCAGUUGGUUAGUUUGGUUUUGUGUAAUCUGGUGUUUAAAUGCCCCAACCUGGUGUAGCCUCUCAGAAUUGCUGCGUCUCCCACGGUCUCCAGGUGCAGUUAAUGUUCCUGUCAGGAAAGGCUUUGUAGCUUCACAAAAUAUAUACAGCAUCAUUAGUUUCUGAGAAAUACAGUAUGCUUUUAUUUAAAAGACCAAUUUCUCAUCCAGUGCCACAUUAAAGAAACCAAACUCUCCCACACAGUUGAUCCGCAUUCUUCCUCUUACUUAUUUUUGAUCAGUAUAAAUGGAAUCACAUGUAAAGCAGUGCCCUCAUUGUUUUUUUUUUUUUUUU
Molecule: messenger RNA, 1564 nt
Organism: Cyprinodon tularosa
Lineage: Eukaryota; Metazoa; Chordata; Actinopteri; Cyprinodontiformes; Cyprinodontidae
Gene: tra2b
Product: transformer 2 beta homolog
Exons: 8
Coding region: 116-943 (275 amino acids)
Biological process (GO): positive regulation of mRNA splicing, via spliceosome
Cellular component (GO): spliceosomal complex
Molecular function (GO): RNA binding
Source: RefSeq, a predicted model, not a curated record